AAGAUGCUAAUUUGCUUACAAACCAGACAGAUAAGUUCAAUGCUUUGCUUAAUUAGCUUCAAGAGUUAACGUGUUAAAUUAAACUUGAAUGAUUUAAUUAGUUAUUAAAAGUCUAAAAGCCAUCAUGUAGAGCAUGUUAAUUAUUCAGUGGCAUACAAAUAUACUUGUAAACUAAAUUUCGAAGCAUGCAUUAUUAUGAAUUAUGAUGGAUGAGGAAUAGCCGGUGUACGUCUAGCUGUUUAAUUUGAUUAUGAUGAAAUGGAUGUGGAAACCGCGAAAUACAAGUUCAGCUCUGUGAGAAACAAAAAAUGUUUCUCACAGGGGUAAAAAUGUCAUCAAAAAUAAAGUGCAGGGCUGAACUUGUAAUUACAUAAGUUAAACGAAGAACGUCUUCUAAAGUUUGACUAACGGUGAAGAACUUCUGGUAAACGAAGUUAACCGCAUCAAGCCCUAGGAGAGAGCCUCUGAGUAUGAAGGGGGGAAUAUCGACAAUUGGAGCUGGAUAUGAGUUCAUAGGAGUUGGGUUUGUGUUCAUUGGAGGUGUUGUGGGGCGAAUUUCGACAAUUGGAGUUCAAAGGAGCUGUUUGGGGAGAAAUAGCAAGAAUUUGAGUUCAAAGGACCUAGUUUGUGGCAAUUUGCGAUAUUUUGAGAUCGGUUUGGGGCGAGUUGCAACAAUUUGAGUUCAAAGGAGCUGUUUUUUUGGCGAAUUGCGACAAUUUGAGUUCUAAGGAGCUGUUUUUUUGGCGAAUUUCGAUAAUUUGAGUUCAAAGGAGCUGUUUUUUGGCGAAUUGCGACAAUUUGCGUUCUAAGGAGCUGUUUUUUGGCGAAUUUCGACAAUUUGAGUUCAAAGGAGCUGAUAAUGAGCUCUGUCAAACAUGAAAGAGGGAUGUCAUCAAUGAAAUGGAUUAGCAGAUCCGUGGGGGAAAGUACUACCAACUGAACUUUUUGUGGAUGAUCUUAUUAGCGUAGGCGGUCAAGUUAAGAGAAAGGGUGAGGUAAUCAAGAAGCAAGGGGAAUUGUUUGGGAGGCCUCCAAAUAUGAACUGCCGUAUUGAGACCUUUUCUAGAAUAUGCCACACAUUCGAUGAGAGAAGAACUCAUUGGGUUAAUGAAAUGGGGUUAGGUGGGUUAUUGAGUAUUCCAAGCAACAUACACUUACCUCGACAGUUAGGGUAUUGGAUAAUGACUCGUAUUGAUCCUGUGAAUAAGGUGCUUAUUGCUCCGGAUGGCAAAUAAUUUAGGCUAGCUGCUAAUCAAGUGCAUUGGGUAUUGGGCAUUCCUAAUUAGGGCCUUACUGUCCCCACUAGUAAAUCGAUGUCACCUAUGUUGCAUGAUAAGGUUAUUAGCAUCCAGGAAAAAUACGGUCAACCAUCUAAGACUAGGUCAAAGAAGUUUGCCGGAAGGGUUUACACAUCUAUAGGCAUACCUGUGAAUUCCAAAAUUAUGGAACGGGUUGAGGGAAAAUGGGAGGCGCAUGAGGAGGAGGAAUUUAAGACAUUAUUCUUGUUGUUGUCACUUGAAAUGGUGUUAUGUCCAACACAGUCUCCAAGGUUGGCCUGUGAUUUGUUUCCUGCUCUUACCUGUGCAAUGAAUGCUUCUUGUUACAAUUGGUGUGAGUUGGUGUUGAAUAAGUUGAUGGAGAGUGUUGCCAGUUUUGCAAGGCGUUUUUACUCCACUGGUGUAGCCGGUGGAUGUGGUGGUUGUACAAUAUUUGUUGUGGUAUUUUAUCUUGACAAGUUAAACCAGUUUCCUGUGCAAUGGGGUGAAUUUCCUAGAGUUAAGGUGUGGAACAUGAAUAAGAUUGGUGUUGCUGUUAAGCGGGAUCGGUUUGCAAGCGGAGGUGAUUAUGGGAAGUUAGGGAGUUUAGAUGUAGCAUAUGGAGAGAAUCAUCCCAAGGAUGCUAGGGAUAGCAAUGGCCCUGCGUCUAUGACUGAGGGUGUUAUUCAUGAGUUUGUUCAACCUCCCGGCUAUGAUAACACGAGGCGGAGGCGUGGUGCUCCAAAGAAUUCAAUUUCAAAUCAAGUAAAACGGACUAAACGUCGACGUCGAUCGACUUCUGAAGCAGGCUCUGUGUCUCCAAAUCCAACCAAUUCCAGUACUCAACCGCCAUGUGAUGAAGAACCUAACCGUUGUCAUGCUAUUUCUGUUGUUGGUGCCGGUUCAAUGAAUUGGACCAUUUCUUCAGAUUUGGAGUGGCUAUUAACUCGACUCCUUAUAUGGUUUCAUAAUGUGUGUAGGAUGGGAUUAUGCGACGGUCGUAAUCUUGUGAGAAUGGCUGCUAGUACGCAGACUGAGGUGUUGUUCUGUGGUGCUGCAAAUGGAUUGCAACUGCUGCGGAUUAUAAAUACCUUUAUCCAAUCUCCAUGUAGUCAGUAUCUGGCACUCGUUGCACAGACGCAGGACCGCGAUGUUAGACGUAGUUGUACUUGGCUUGUUGCAAAAUCAGGAGCGCUAUCACUAAAUGGAGAGCCUACUCAGUUAUGUGUCUUGAGAGCUGACUAUCCAUCAACAUCCUAUCAUGUUGUAAAGAGCCGUAGAGGCUCUGCAAAAGAAUUUUAUGCUGCUAUUUAUGAUGAAUGGUCCAAACAUAUUCCAUGUGACGUUAUUGUUCUAGCUAAAUAAGGUCUUCCCUAUAUUCAUUAAUCUGAUGGGUUUUUUUAUACUAUUUAUUUUAUAAAGUACAAUGUGUUACUGUUUUUUUUUUAUAAAAGUACAAUGUGAUGUAAUGUACCCAUAAAAUUUCAUUCUUC
This is a messenger RNA of Chenopodium quinoa (quinoa), 2749 nucleotides long. RefSeq lists its product as uncharacterized. Lineage: Eukaryota; Viridiplantae; Streptophyta; Magnoliopsida; Caryophyllales; Amaranthaceae. The transcript has 12 exons. Bases 1314 to 2621 code for a protein of 435 amino acids. The record is from RefSeq and is a predicted model, not a curated record.